Messenger RNA from Cryptococcus wingfieldii CBS 7118, 2055 nucleotides. Its product is annotated as bud emergence protein 1. The transcript is spliced from 5 exons. The record is from RefSeq and is a predicted model, not a curated record. Lineage: Eukaryota; Fungi; Basidiomycota; Tremellomycetes; Tremellales; Cryptococcaceae. Gene Ontology annotation, cellular component: mating projection tip. Gene Ontology annotation, biological process: conjugation with cellular fusion. The coding region runs from base 1 to 2055 and encodes 684 amino acids. Gene Ontology annotation, molecular function: protein binding; phosphatidylinositol binding.
AUGAAGUCCCUCAGGCGGUCUCUCAACCACGAAAAAAGCAACGGCUCGCCUCAACCAUCCCCGCCUCUUCCCACGUCCCAAUCUGCAACUCCCCAUGUCCUCGGAAGACCGUCCGAGAAAGUCGCCCCUCCGCAAAAGGUCAUUAAAGCCCUCGCAUCUCACCAGAGCACCAACCCCUCGGAGCUGAGCUAUAACAAGGGCGACUUUUGGUAUGUGACGGGCGAGAGGGGAAGCUGGUAUGAGGCUCUAAAUCCUCUGACUGGAUCGAGAGGCGCUGUUCCCAAGCAAGAUUUUGAAGAGUUUGUCAAAGGAGGAAAGCAUCCCGCGGGGGCCAAGUCAAUCGACGUAGGAAGCUCCAGACCAAACACCCCUUCGCAUCUACAAAACUCUCUCCAGAACAACCCAAGAUCUCCCGGUCCCGGCAUGGUGUCUCCUCCAAUGUCUGCCGACAGUGCUCGCUCUUCCAAAAGCCCGGUGUAUGCCAUCGUCCAGUACGACUUCCAAGCCGAAAGGCCCGACGAGCUCGAAGCAAAGAAAGGAGAGCCAAUUGUCAUCAUGGCUCAAUCAAAUCAUGAGUGGUUUGUUGCCAAACCCAUAGGCAGACUCGGUGGUCCUGGUCUCAUUCCUGUCGCCUUUGUCGAGGUCAGAGAUCCCAAGACUGGCCAGCCUGUCAGCAUAGAGCCCAAUUCCAUCCCCAUGGUUGAAGAAUGGAAGAAGAAAACGGCGGACUACAAGGCGGCUGCUAUUCCUCUGGGCAAGUUUGACAUUGGUCCCGGUGUCACCAAUUCACCGUAUGCCCCCAAUCCUGGCAGCGCCAAUGAGUCUCAAACCUCCCUCUCGCGCACAGGAUCUACCUCUGCUACUCUUGUCAACCCGGUGACUGGUAGCGCUUCCACCUCUACCACCCCUGCCCCUACCGAGCGCUCGUCAAGACGCGCCUCGUACGUGCCGGUAAAAAAUGAAAUGCUCCCUCCUGGCAAUUUGACAUCCAUGUCGGUCCUCUCGUUCCAUCAGGAAAACGGAGUCUACUGGUUCCGGCUCAAUGUCAAUUUCGUGCCCGACGACCCUACGGCAUCUGCUUACUCUUUCGGGCUUUACCGCUCGUACGAGGACUUUUACGACUUUCAAAUCGCCCUCCUCGAUACUUUCCCCUAUGAGGCCGGUAGGCCUGGUUCCGGGAACGGCCGAGAAACACCCGAGCGUAUUUUGCCGUAUAUGCCCGGGCCUGUCGAUUAUGAGAUUGACGACGAGUUGACCGAGUACCGCCGAGAAGAGCUGGACGUAUACGUCAAGGAGCUUCUGGAUCUCAAGUCAAAGGGUGCCGGACCUGUUGUGCGGCAUGAGCUUUUCAGGACGUUCUUUGCCACGCGACAUGGUGAUCACUACGAAAAGAUCUCUCGGGAAGACGCGGUGGAGGAGCUGCAAGAGCAGCUGGCAGAUGUCCAGCUCGACCCAAGGCUGAGCGGAGGUUACUCCCCUAGUGCUAUCCGCUCCCAAUCAGCUGCCUCUCGCCAUUCCCAAACAUACAACCAAUACCGCCACUCUCCCCAAGCCUACCAAGGCCACGCCGCGUCAAGAAGUGUCUCUUCCCGUGGUGCUUCGCCUCUACCGCAAGUGGAGACGCAUGAGCGAUCAGACUCUUAUGGCCGUCCGACCUCGGGCCGGCAAUCUGGCGCGGCGCACUACGUGUCGGGUGGGCCGUCUACUGGCGGUACCGCUUCGUCUUGGGGUAUCAACAACGGUCCUCUAUCAGCAUCUACUGUCCCCACGGCACCCGGCACUGCGCCACAGCAAGCUGGCCCGCCGCCUUAUAUCAAGAUCAAAAUAUACGACAGGGCGACGGAUGACCUGAUUGCUAUCAGAGUGCACUCGGCGGUUACCUACGCAGACUUGUUUGAAAAGGUGCGGGCGAGGCUGGGGCCGGGGGUGUCGGUGUUGAGGUACCGGGUGUCGAUGAAUGGGCAAGAGGGAUAUAGAGAAUUGAGGGAUGAUGCGGAGCUGAGUGGAUGGCUAAGAACGGAAGGGCAGAAAUUGGUGUUGUAUGCGGAGCAAUGA